Messenger RNA from Closterium sp. NIES-65, 3330 nucleotides. NCBI's taxonomy places the organism in Eukaryota, Viridiplantae, Streptophyta, Zygnematophyceae, Desmidiales, Closteriaceae. The record is from the annotation of a GenBank genome assembly.
AUGCUGCUGACUCAGCCCAAGCGGCCUCGUUGGAGUCAGUUCACGGGCUACGUCUGCGGCCUCUUCUACUGCGGCUUCCUGCCCAGCUUCUGGGUCACGCUGCGGUGUGGGCUGGCGACUACAGCCACCACGUCAUCCCCAGUGGCGCGGGUGUGGCCCGCCCUGCUGGGAGGGCCGGUGCUGUGGACCACAGGGCUGGUGGCCAUCUUCAUGGGCUUUGCGGGGGUCAUUGCUGCCGACACCGGGGCGUAUUUGGGCGGCAAGACCUUUGGCAAGACGCCUCUCAGUGAGCUGAGCCCCAAAAAGACAGUUGAAGGGGCGUUGUUUGGGCUGGCCUCUUCAGUCUCUGUGUCCGUCCUCCUCUCCCGCGCCUUCAGCUGGCCUGCCACACCUAUCAGUGCGGCGGUGCUCGGUGUGAUUGUCUUUGCUUCAUCUCUUUUUGGUGACCUGUUUGAGUCAGCUCUCAAGCGCCAGGCCGGAGUGAAAGAUGCUGGCUCUCUCAUUCCGGGACAUGCGGCCAAUCAGGGAAGUCCACGUCACGAGAUUGAGAUCUCCGAUUCGGAGACGCAGCCGCUGACGGGCCCGCGAACCGCCGGCGACGCCAGCGACCGACCAUGCGACAGCAGGGAUCGUCCUCCUCUCUCGCAAGCGCGGCGAGAAGUCAGGCGACACGACUACGUUCCUGCUCACAUCAACAGAGACAGCGGAGCCGCGAGGCUCGGAGGGAGGUCCGGCGAGAGGUUCGGCGAGAAGUUCGGCGAGGAGGGCGGGUUGCUGGAGACGCUAGGGCAGGAGAUAGUGGCAAUCGUGACGCCCGUGUCCAUCUGCAUGCUGCUUGUCGUCGCGCUCGUGCUCGCGCUCACCCCGCACGGCGCGUCCGUCACAACGCCCACCAUCGCAACGCUGGUGUAUCAGGAAGAGAGCACGGACGCGCCCUGGCAGCGGCUGUGGGGCGCGCUGCUGAACGCAGCAGCGAUGGUGGCGCUGGUGACAGCAGCCACAUUCGUGCUCGUGGGGCUGUUCUACUGCGGGUGUGCGCGCUGCAUCUGGGGCUACAUGGGCUUCUCGGGAUUCGUCAUCUUUGCCGGGCUGGGCGGCACUCUCGCAGUGCAGCUCAUUCAGGUGAGACUACAUAGGGCUGUGCUGGUGGUGCUAUGCUCAUGGGGCUGUGCUGGUGGUGCUAUGCUCAUGGGGCUGUGCUGGUGGUGCUAUGCUCAUGGGGCUGUGCUGGUGGGGCUGUUCUACUGCGGGUGUGCGCGCUGCAUCUGGGGCUACAUGGGCUUCUCGGGAUUCGUCAUAUUCGCUGGACUAGGCGGCACUCUGGCAGUGCAGCUCAUUCAGCACUCUGCAUGUGGGGCUACAUGGGCUUGGGCUGGUGGGGCUGUGCUGGUGGGGCUGUUCUACUGCGGGUGUGCGCGCUGCAUCUGGGGCUACAUGGGCUCCUCCGGAUUCGUCAUCUUUGCUGGACUGGGCGGCACACUGGCAGUGCAGCUCAUUCAGCGCUUCUCCAUACCCAUAGACAUCAUCACCUUCGCUCUCCUCGUGUACAACCUGUCAGUGGUGGGAGUGCUCGCAGUCUUCUUCUGCCGAAUGCCCAUCUUCCUCACGCAGUCCUACCUCGUCGCGGUCGGCGCCAUCGUCGCCUUCUGGUUCUCCAGCCUGCCAGAGUGGACCACGUGGAUGGUGCUCAUCGCCAUGUCGCUUUACGACCUCUACGCUGUUCUCACACCAGGCAAUCCCAAUUUCAGCACCUUCUGGUUCUCCAGCCUGCCUGAGCGGACCACGUGGAUGAUCCUCAUUGCCAUGUCACUCUACGACCUCUAUGCUGUCCUCACACCAGGUAUGUGGCAUUCUUCCUACACGUCUCAGAACGUCCCUGUGGGCCCCCUCAAGCUCCUACUAGACAUAGCCAUGGAGAGAGACGAGGACAUCCCUGCACUCCCCCAGUUUACUGUUUCGAUUCACCUCCUUCCAUCCCCCCCAUUGUCCUACCCCAUGGGUCCCCUCAAGCUGCUACUAGACAUAGCCAUGGAGCGGGACGAGGACAUCCCAGCACUCAUCUACGAAGCCAGGCCCCCACCCAUGCCCUUCGCCCCUCCUCCUCCCAUUCGUCCUCCUCCCCGCCUUCUCACUCCCACUCGCCCUCUCCCCUCCAGUCACUCGCUCCCCUCCGGUCCCACUCUCCCACUCCCCCCUCUCUCUCAUCCCACCAUGCCAACUCGCCUCGGCCAUCCCCCACUCUCCUCCUCCCCCUCCUCCUCCUCGUCCUCCUUCCCGCCCUCUCUAUCUCCCUCCACUGCAUCUAACCCCUCUCCAUCCGGCACCACAUUUCGGGCUACAAACAGCACAGCUGGCACUAGUAGCGCUCUCGUCCCUAACACAGCCCUGGGACAGGCGGAUGGGGGAGGAGGAAGUGGGGGGGAUGGGAUGACGGGUGGUGCGGUGGGGAGCGGUGCUUGUGGGUCAAGGAGAACGCGUGUGCGAGGCCAAUUUGAGCGGCGGUUGCAGCAGCAGGGCAGUGGUGCGAUUGGUGCUGCCAGUGGUGGUGGCAGUGGUGGUGGUGGCGGAAGGACCUUUGCUGGACAACUGAGUGCCUUUGUUGCUUCUGCUGCAGCCGCUGCUGCCACUUCUGCUCUGCGCCUCACUGCAGCUCAAGGGGGGGAUGAAAGGCUGGGAGGGGAGAGAGGGGAGGGGAGGAGGGGGAGGGGGGUAGAAGGCGGGGGUGAGAGAGAGGAAGGAGAGAUUGAAGGGAUGCCACUUUUAAGUCGAGGAGUGGCAAUCCCACCAGAUGGUGCAGGAGGAGGGAGGAGUGGAGGAGAGAGAGGAGGGGAGGGGCAGCAGAGGAGGAGUGGUGAGUGGAGCGAGCAUGCAGCAGACUUGAAUCGCGGGGGGAGUGGAGUGCUGCUUAACGAGGUGCCUUAUAACGGGGCGGUGGAUCAGUCGUCUGGUAGCAGGAGCCGCCCGGGAAGCAGCAGAGGGCGGCGGGGAGGGGAGAGCGGGCGAGCAGGUAGCUCUAGGGUAGGGAGAGUGGGUCGCACACUUUCCAUGCCGUCUCCCAAGCAAAGCGGAUUGGUGGAAGGAGGAGGGAGAGGGAGAGGAGGGGGAGUGGGGGGGAGUGGGGAGGAGGAAGCAGUGGCGCCUGUGGUUCGAGUGAGUUUGGCUCAUGGGGAGCGUGUAGAGGCAGAGCAGAUGGGUUUCCACACUCUGUUGCUGAGGGUAGCAGUCGCCCGCAUAGCUUGCUUGGGUCUGGUGGGUGGGGGAGCAGAGGGGAUUGUGAGGGGAGUGGGGGGUGGUCAGCUGACUUGUCCUCGGUUCGUGUGGAGGAUCUGA